AUCAUCGAAGUCGACGACAUUUUAUUGCACUCGGAUCAACUCGUCCUCUUCCUUGUUCACUCACUUCGAAAUCCGUGUUUGGGGUCAAUGUCGAUUUCUGUCUGAAUUAUUCGUUCCGUCCGACAAGGUGCAUUAGGUCAUCAUGACGGAUUUGGGCAAAAGCGAAUUCCAACUGCCAAGAGCGAGAAGAAAUCUGCCCUCACAUUCCAGUCAAGAAGACAAAGUCGACCAACCACAGAAGAUGAAGCACAACCUCAUUUCACGGGCUAAGGCCAAGUCAAGUUUGAUUGUGUGGUCGCUCAUCUUUGUGCUCUACAACGCCUAUCUCGCAUACGCCAUAUACUAUCAUGUGCAUGAAGAUACAAAUUGGGAGUGGUGUGAUGGUUUGGGUUUCUUACUCAUACUGACUUGUGUAGUGUACGUCUUUAUGAUCUAUAGCUUCCUCAUUAGCCCGCACUUACAUCUGAUCCCCGGACAAGCCACCGUGGGCUCCCUGUACGACCAGGCCUUGUCAAAAAAAGUAGUGAGGAUCUUGCUCUACGUCGUGACUGUGGCGGCCAUUCUCACUUUCCUUGUGAUUGAUUGCUGGGAUGAGCCUAACCGAUUGAUUUCUGUGGGAGGGAUUCUCGUGUUUGUGCUUGUGGGAACAGUCUUCUCGAAGCACCCUUUGAAGAUUAAUUGGCGUCAAGUAACGUGGGGAUUGGCUCUCCAGUUCAUCUUUGCGCUUCUCAUCCUCCGUUGGGAGUUCGGUCGGGAUGUGGUGGAUUGCUUGGGCGAGAAGAUCAGUCAGCUCUUGAGUUUUACCGACGCUGGAAGUGGAUUUGUGUUCGGAUAUUUGGUCAACCGACAGCCUUUCGUAACUAGUGCCUUGAAUAACGAUAGUAUAGCGUUCAAUGUUACUCAAGAAGUGAACAUUAAUAAGGCAAUUGCAGAUGUGGUGGUGUUCAAGUCUUUGAGCGUGAUCUACUUCUUUUCCUUCAUCAGUAAUGUCCUCUUCUAUGUGGGAGCCAUCCAAUGGUUCACAGUCAAAAUAGGUUGGAUCCUUCGAAUUUCCAUAGGCACAACCUACUGCGAGUCCCUCAAUGCGGCUUCCAACAUCUUCUUGGGCCAAUCCAUGGCCCCGUUACUCAUCCAGCCCUAUCUACCACGCAUGACGCGAUCAGAGAUCCACACCGUGAUGACCAGCGGUUUUGCCACGAUUGCGGGAACCGUCAUGGCCGCUUACAUAACAUUUGGUGUAUCGCCCUCUCAUUUGCUCUCCGCCUCAGUCAUGUCAGCUCCGGCUGCUUUGGCGUGUGCUAAAAUUCUUUAUCCCGAAACUGAGGACUCACAUAUCUCCGAAGAAGAUAUUCAACUCACCAGUAUGGAUUCUGAUGGACAAAAGGCUAGCAACAUCCUGGAUGCGGCCACUAGAGGUGCCACGGUAGCCGCGACUCUGGUGCUAAAUAUAACGGCCAUCGUGGUGGCCUUUAUCGCAAUGGUGGCCUUCCUCAAUUCAAUCGUGUCAUUCCUCGGAGGAUUGGUGGGUCUUGCUUACAUUGACUUUGAAUGGAUUGUGGGCAAGGUUUUCAUUCCCGUGGCCUACAUGAUGGGAGUACCUUGGGAGGAAACAGAAAUCGUCGGAGGUUUGAUAGGCAUCAAGACCGUGGUGAAUGAAUUCAUUGCCUACCGGCAAUUGGGUAUCAUCCUCGAAAACGACGGCUUAAGUGCCAGAUCGUCCGCCAUUGCUACUUACGCUUUAUGUGGCUUUGCCAAUCCUGGAAGUGUGGGUGUUCAAAUUGCUCUUCUUAGCGGCCUUUGCCCUGCCAGGAAAUCGGACUUUGCCAAUAUCGUUGGCAGGGCAUUUGUGGCCGGCACCAUGGCAUGCUUCAUGACGGCCUGUAUUGCCGGAGCUCUGUUAUCCAGUGACGGAAUUCAAUUUGAUUCUUAACCAUGAUUUAACUUGCUGAGACGUUCAAUUGUAGGAGGAUCAUUACUCUUUCCGAGGAAACUAAGGAAACUAGGAAACUACAAGUCGAUUAUAGAACUAGAGAACUUUUCGGUUGUUUUGCUGAGGCUCAAUCCUCCGCCCACACUGCAAUUUGCCCACACGAAUUUAAAACUUCAAUAAAAGAGAAAUUGUUCUCCGUUCCUUGCCUACUCUCUAUUGUGUGUGCGCGCGCUGUUUUGUUGCUUUAGUUGUCAGUUCACAGUUGUCAUAAUCGGUUCCGAAGUGGAAACAAGUGUGGCCAUUUGGUGUUCAGAGCAUUUCACCAAUUUACGACGGAUAUACUUUGCAGCACUUCACCAAGGAGCACUAGUCAUGCAAAUCAGAUCACUCAAGUGUAAGCAUUGAUUGAUCAUAACCAAAAGAAGAGGACAUUUGCAUGAGCACUGUUCAGUUUUUCCUAACAUAACCAUAGCCACAUCUCACAAGGUUCAACCUUGUUUAUUGUGAUUCUCGUUAGCUCCUCAACGUACUUCCGUUGCUCGGUGAAACGAUCAGCAGGUCAGAAAUAGUAAUAGAAAUAAAUAUGAGCUCUACCAAAUCGACCCAUCGAGCUUCCAAGCAUGAAGGCCCCCAAGGCCAGCAUUCACAAUCCUGCAAUCCUACGAAUGCGGACGGCCAAGACGAUGACCAUAUCGUCCAUAACCUUGAUCCAGACAUGUCUCCUAGUGACGUCUCGCUUCUCCGAUCACGAAGUCGCCGAAGGUCGAAGAUUCCCCUUUGCGUGGCCGAUGAGUCGACCGUGAUCCCUACACAGAAGUUACCAAAAGAUUUUGAAAGCACACCCGUAAAUUUUGUGGUGGGCCAUGCCUACACACCCGAUGACUUUCACGUCCAACUUUUAUCCAAAGUUCAUCUUUUGGACCAGCUCAUGGACGACAUGAAUGCAUUUUAUUGCGACCAUACCGUGACAGAUUAUUCUCUCUCGUAUGACUACCCCAGGAUUCAAGGAUUACUGGUGGCGGCUAUUUAUGUUGAAGAGGACACGUGGAAGUCAGCAUGGUGGCAUCGAGCCAUUAUAUUACAUGUGGAAGAUCUUGAUCGUGUUCACGUCAAGUACCUAGAUUAUGGCACGUUGGGCGUGGUCCAUCUGAGUUACGUGCGACUUUUGCGUCGAGAGUUUUGUAAAUUGUCCAUUCAGGCUAUUCCAGCCCGGCUAAAAGGUAUAAAGCCUUUUGGUAAGACGAAACAUUGGUCUUUGAAGGCUAUUGCCGUUUUUCGAGAAGCCUGCUGGAGGGCUAAUAACUUCAACAGGGGUGGUGUGGUGGCCGUAGAGAUAAGGCGUGGUAAGUUGAACCGACUAGAUCUUGUUUUGAUCGACACUUCAAGCAAUACUUUGACGGAAGGCGUGAAUUUAAGUGAAGAACUCCUCCGACUGCACCUAGCCAGCCACAAACCGAUAUCCAUUUUUGGAGAAUCCUCGGAAGAGUCUUGGACUAGCAUAUCACAGGAGCCGUCAUUAAAAGUGGAUAAUGUGUAUUGCCCAAAAGUGAAUGUCAACGACCAGGACCAACAAUUGUGUGAAUAUGACCAGAAAACUAUGGAUAUGGUGCUGGCCAUGAGUGUGGAAAGAGUCAGGCCUUGGCUGGAGAACGAAAGCAAUCUAUUUGAUGUAUAUGAUGAUAUUUGUAUGGAUAUGAUCAAUCUCUGUUUGAGUGAUGUCAGUAAUCUAUCCAACCCAAGCCGUUCUAAUUGAUGCUAUGAUUGCAAAAUCAUUGAUCAUCCGUGAAAGGAUCCACAGUUGUUACCAAGAAGUAUGAAUAUUAAAACGUU
Molecule: messenger RNA, 3760 nt
Organism: Tigriopus californicus
Lineage: Eukaryota; Metazoa; Arthropoda; Copepoda; Harpacticoida; Harpacticidae
Product: solute carrier family 28 member 3-like
Exons: 2
Coding region: 143-1930 (595 amino acids)
Biological process (GO): nucleoside transmembrane transport
Cellular component (GO): membrane
Molecular function (GO): nucleoside:sodium symporter activity
Source: RefSeq, a predicted model, not a curated record